Molecule: messenger RNA, 1139 nt
Organism: Leptinotarsa decemlineata (Colorado potato beetle)
Lineage: Eukaryota; Metazoa; Arthropoda; Insecta; Coleoptera; Chrysomelidae
Gene: Stacl
Product: SH3 and cysteine-rich domain-containing protein
Biological process (GO): positive regulation of protein localization to plasma membrane; positive regulation of voltage-gated calcium channel activity; skeletal muscle contraction
Molecular function (GO): protein binding
Source: RefSeq, a predicted model, not a curated record
CGGACGGAAAUAACGCGAACGGGCAUCGCGACGCUGAUGCGCCUCGUAUCGAACUUUGGUGUGGUGAAUUAGUAUGAUUAGGAUAUGUCAUAGGUAAUUAGAGGACGUAGCAGAAUUCUAUUGGUAGUUAUAUAAAGUGAAUUCCAUUGACAGUUCUGGAUACAAGAAAGUUUCGCAUGAAAACACUAAAUGAUCAAAACGUGUAUAGCAAGCAAACAAAGCACAGAUUCGCAAUGUGGCUGCCUCGCGGAGCAUGUAUGUCAUAUUUCCGGCAGAUGAAGUAGUAUAUCUGUCUUAUGGUCGCCUCAUAUACGUGCCCUCGUCCUCUUCACCCGAAAACCAUUUGAAUACAGCACCUAUCAGAACCAACUCCUUGGAAGAAAGCGGAAUCAACCUUUCCAGCGAGCUAAGUCAGUCAAGAGUAGACUCCUAUAACCCACAAAGCAACGAGAAACCUUGUACUAGUAGAACAGCUGAUUUUGGAAGUUCAAGAACACACAGCAAUCCAGACAAAUCGAAACCGAGCCAACCGGGUUUAUGUAAUUCAUUAGAAAGACCACCACCACAUCGAGCAAUAAACUCGAAUAGCACCAAGUCAAGCACAUCCAGUAAAAAAAGUUCUGGCUCUUCAAAAUCCACCACUGCUCUUUUGGAAUGCAAGGAACCAGAUGCCAGCAGUAACUCAAAUCCAGGAACCACUAAAAAAUUGAGUGGCAACUCUUUCAAAUCUUUUUUUAAAUCUCGCCUCAAUUCCGAGAAAACACCUGAAUCGAUUCCAGUGCGACCCGAAAGAAAAAAAGACAAGAAGCUUCCUACAGAAAGAAAGCUUUCAUAUAAUGACUAUCUCACUGUAGGCAGAGAGAGAACUGAAAUACCUCGUAGUGACAUAGUUAACACGAGAAGUGACCAAGUACAGGACGUGAAGAGUGAAAAACCUAUCAAACGUGAAAAAUCGCCCGUGUUUCGAUUUUUUCGCGCUCAAUCGUCGAGUCCGAGAACUUUAGGCUGUGACAGAACAGCUUUUGAUUUCGACGGUUUGUUUCGACAAGAAUCGAAUCCUGGAAAAUUGUCAGUGAAUUCUGUGCUACGAAGACCUGGUGUGGGCUCAGAAUCGAAUUUGACCAACCGUCAAUCAUCAG